CCUAACGUAGCUCUGCGCAUGCCCAGUGUGGCAACGUGUAGCUAUUACCCUUCCUUUGCUGUUCUGAUUUCCUCAUUCCAUUCCCGACUCUCCCCACACUUCUCUUACUGGCAACUCAGAGGAAGGCCAAAGGGUGUUGACCUCAGUUCUGCUAACACGCAUGCCUAGCAGCAAUCCUUUACCGCUGCUGGAGGUGGGAAUGCACUCUCAUGCAGCGAAUGAAUGCUGAAUUUGCUGUCCUGAUUGGCUCCCUUCCGGGAGGACCUCCACUUCGGGCUCAGAGUGAGCUUCGGGGAGUUGCAGGUUGCAUGUGCUUGGAGCCUUGGAAGGAGGGUCUGUACAUUGCAAGAACCCCACGGGGGUGCAGUGUGUCCUUGACAUUGCAUGAAUGAAGGGAAGAUCCCGCUCACUGAGGGCUGGAUUAUGCACUGCGAAGGCUGAAAAACAGGUUUUCCCCUCCCUGCGUUGGGGAUGCUUGCUACCUAUUCAGAGUUCUUCCACAGUCUAUGUACAUCUUAAGAAAUUUGCAUGGAAAGAAAGAUUAAAGACUGUCUUCAAAUUCUCAUUUAGACAGUGGUAUCACUGAAGGAUGCCUCAAGUCUAGACCAAUGGUGGGAUCUUUAAUUUUAAUUUCUCUUCAAGGAAAUCAAAUAUGAAAUCCGAUCAGCUAUUUAAGAGACAAGUUCUUGCUAGAUUCCUCAGGAAAGAUGUUUUAUUCAGUAGUGCUUUCAUAAUCAGGCUUGCGCUGGUCUUCUAUGGAGUUUAUCAGGACAGAACAAUGUUGGUCAAAUAUACAGACAUUGACUACCAAGUAUUCACCGAUGCAGCAAAAUACAUCACAGAGGGAAAAUCUCCGUACCUAAGAGCUACUUACCGUUAUACUCCACUGCUGGGCUGGAUCUUAACACCAAACAUUUAUGUUGCUGAUCUGUAUGGAAAGAUUCUCUUUGUUGCUGGGGAUAUAGUUGCUGCAUACCUCAUGUACCAAAUUUUGCUUCUCAGAGGGCUGGACCGCAGGAAGGCAUGUGGGUGUUGUACAUUCUGGCUUCUCAAUCCCCUGCCAAUGACUGUAUCUAGCCGAGGAAAUGCAGAAUCUCUUGUCGCAAGCCUCGUCCUUGGCACCAUGUAUUAUAUGGAAAAGAGAAGCCUAAUAAAAGCAGCAGUUCUUUAUGGCCUAUCUGUACAUAUGAAAAUUUACCCCGUGACUUAUGCAUUGCCAUUAGUUCUUCAUUUGCAAAGUAACCGAAAUGAUAAGAGAGGAGAAACAGGUGCUUUUCCUUUAAAGAAGCAAAAUAUGCACUUUGUGAAUGACUUCUGGUGGCUUUUCUUAAGGCUCUUGAAUUUUGAUGUUCUGCUUUUUGGACUUGUGGCUUGUUGUACAUUUGCUGCCCUUGGCCUUAUGUUUUAUUCCUAUUAUGGCUGGGAAUUUUUGGAGCAUACAUAUCUCUACCACUUGACCAGGAGAGAUAUUCGCCACAACUUCUCACCCUAUUUCUAUAUGCUGUACUUGACUGCAGAAAGCAAAUGGAGUUUUCUCCUUGGACUUGCAGCUUUCCUUCCUCAGCUCCUGCUGCUUCUAGUGAUUUCCUUAGCUUAUUACAAAGAUCUUGUUUUCUGCUGUUUCCUGCACACUGCUGUUUUUGUGAGUUUUAACAAAGUGUGCACCUCCCAGUAUUUUCUGUGGUACCUUUGCCUCCUUCCACCUGUAAUGCCUCUUUUGAAGAUGUCCUGGCAGCGGGCUGCAUUGCUUCUUCUGCUGUGGCUUAUUGGACAGGCCCUUUGGCUUGCACCUGCAUACUUUCUAGAGUUUAAGGGACAGAACACUUUCUUGCUCAUAUGGUUAGCAGGCUUGUUCUUCCUCUUCAUCAACUGUGCAGUCCUUUAUCAGAUUAUUUCUCACUAUCAUACUCAGCAGAUACCCAGCAAAAUAAAGCAACAGUAAGGCUUGCCUUGUUGGGCAGGUGACAUCCUGUAGGUAAUUACCUGAGUGAAGUUAGUCACUUGAACAAGACUGGGUAACAACCAGGGUCUUAAAUUGCUGCUUUAAUUACUGUGAAUCCUGUUUUUCAGUACAUUGACCAAGUAUGGAAAUAAGUCACUAUUUUAGUGAGAUCUCCUUCAAAUCUUUACGAAGUGGUGGGUUUUUGUUUGUACUUUUGUUUUACUGGAAAGCAAAUGUUUAACCAUAUUAAAUAAUGUGCAUGAACCAUU
Molecule: messenger RNA, 2211 nt
Organism: Hemicordylus capensis (graceful crag lizard)
Lineage: Eukaryota; Metazoa; Chordata; Lepidosauria; Squamata; Cordylidae
Product: GPI mannosyltransferase 1-like
Exons: 3
Coding region: 653-1942 (429 amino acids)
Biological process (GO): GPI anchor biosynthetic process
Cellular component (GO): membrane; glycosylphosphatidylinositol-mannosyltransferase I complex
Molecular function (GO): alpha-1,4-mannosyltransferase activity; GPI mannosyltransferase activity
Source: RefSeq, a predicted model, not a curated record